AUGGCGCUAGCCGCCGCGGCCGCGGCCGCCGCCGCCGGGGUGAGCCAGGCGGCUGUGCUGGGCUUCCUGCUGGAGCAUGGAGGCAAGGUGCGCAACUCCGAUCUGCUGAGCCGCUUCAAGCCCCUGCUGGAUGCAGGCGACCCCCGCGGCCGCGCCGCCCGCAGGGACCGCUUCAAGCAAUUUGUCAACGACGUGGCUGUGGUGAAGGAGCUCGACGGCGUCAAGUUCGUGGUGCUGAAGAAGAAGCUGCGGCCCGGAGGGGCCCCAGAGCCCCUGCCCUCGUGCGUCCCCGGCACGCUCGGGGCACUAGCCCUGCCUUCGAAGAUCACUUCCGUCUCACAGUGGGAACCGGCUGACCCGGGGGCUCCAUCCCCGGCCGCGGCGCAGCAGGCGGUGGAACCACCUGAGGACCUGGCCCCGCCGGUAGAGCCACAGGACACGCCGGGGGCUCCGGCCUCAGAGCCCACUCAGCCGGCCGGGGAGGUGUUGUUAGGUCCGGCUCAGCAGUCAGGGGCGCCCUCAGACGCCCAGAUUUCAGGCUUUGAGCUGGCCCUGCCCCCCAAGGGACUCCCUACAGAUGUGACCCCGCCGUCUAGGUCGCGGUCGGUGGAGGCCUUGCCCCACGCAGAGGCGCGGGCCCCGGAACCUUGGCGUGGGGCGACGAAAGAAGAGCCAGCACCGGGUCGGCACGCGCAGCCGCCUCCGAAGCCCUGCAUGCUGCCUGUGCGCUGCGUCCCAGGCCCCGCCGCGCUCCGGAUCCGGGCCGAGGAGCCGGGCCUGCGCCGGCAGCUGUCGGAAGAGCCGAGCCCGCGGAGCUCCCCGCUGCUGCUGCGGCGGCUGUCAGUGGAAGAGUCUGGCCUGGGGCUCAGCCUGGGCCCGGGCCGCUCCCCGCACCUGAGGCGCCUGUCGCGCGCAGGCCCGCGCCUGCUGAGUCCGGACGCGGACGAAGCGCCCGCCGCGCCGCCACCGUCUGCUGUGCCCCUGGAGCCGACCGAGCACGAGUGGCUAGUGCGGGCGUCUGGGGGCUGCUGGACCCACCAGCUGCACGGGCUGCUGCUGCGCGACAGCGGCCUGGCGGCCAAGCGCGACUUCAUAUCUGGCUUCACGGCCCUGCAUUGGGCCGCCAAGAGCGGCGACCGCGAGAUGGCGCUGCAGCUGGUGGAGGUCGCGCGACGCGGGGGCGCGCCGGUGGACGUGAACGCGCGCUCGCAUGGCGGCUACACGCCGCUGCACCUGGCGGCUCUGCAUGGCCACGAGGACGCCGCCGUGACGCUGGUGGUGCGCCUGGGUGCGCAGGUGCACGUGCGUGACCACAGCGGACGGCGCGCCUACCAGUACCUGCCGCCCGGUGCCUCGUACGCGCUUCGCCGCCUCCUCGGCGACCCCUGCCUUCGAGGCUCUACCGAGGCAGACGUCACCGGUGCUGGUGGUGGCACUUUUGCGGCCCGGCGCCCAGUGCAAGUGGCCGCCACCAUCCUCAGUUCCACCACCAGCGCGUUUCUGGGUGUCCUCGCCGAUGAUCUGAUGCUCCAAGACCUGGCUCGAGGCAUGAGGAAGUCGGGCUCCUUUAGCAAGUUCUUGGGUGCCUCGCCCAUGGCUCCACGUAAAAAGAGUAAGGCCCGCAGUAGCCUGCCGGCUUUUUCAGAAAUCUCUCGUCGAUCUACUCCAGGACCCUUGGCUGGUCUAGUGCCCGGCCUACCCCCCACAACCUGA
This is a messenger RNA of Enhydra lutris kenyoni (northern sea otter), 1713 nucleotides long. Its product is annotated as sosondowah ankyrin repeat domain family member A. Bases 1 to 1713 code for a protein of 570 amino acids. The transcript has a single exon. The record is from RefSeq and is a predicted model, not a curated record. NCBI's taxonomy places the organism in Eukaryota, Metazoa, Chordata, Mammalia, Carnivora, Mustelidae. Gene Ontology annotation, molecular function: protein binding.